GCUGCUCAGAGUUGACCCUCGCCGACGGGUCGCCAUUAUGAGCUGAGAGAAUCACAGGCCACCAUUGGCACCGCGCGCGGAUCUCGUCCCCAAUGGUGAGCGCGUCCAGCCUGCUGCUGCUGCCGUCGUCCGUGCGCGACCUCGCCUCCUGCGUCGUCGCCGACGUCGCCGCCUGCACCACCCCCGCCUCCACCCUCAUCUCAUCCUCCUCCUCCUCCGGCUCCACAUCCUCGCUCUCCGUCACGGUAUCCUACCGCGCAACCGCCAUCCUUCCCGGACGGCAUCUGCGCCUCACCUGGACCCGCUCCCCGCUCGGCCCCACCCUCUCCUUCUACCCCUCCGCCUCCUCCCCCGCCGUACACCUCCGCCGGCGCAAGGGCACACGCUCCGUCUCCCUUGACGACUUCGAGUCUGGCGUCGGCGACGGCGCUGGCACCGGGCCGGGUUCUUGUUCGCAGGUCGUCGUGUUCUGGGACCUCACCGCCGCGCGCUACGACGCCUCCCCGGAGCCGCACUCCGGGUACUACUUCGUCGCCGUCGCGGGCGACGAGGUCGUGCUGGCCGUGGGCGACCUGGCCGCGGAGUUCGUCGAGGACAAAUUCCCCGAGGCGGCAGCGGCGGCCUUGUCGCUCCCGGUCGCGCGCAGGGAGCGCGUCGUGGCGCCGGACCAGGCGGCGAUGCACACCGCGCGGCGCGUCCGGUUCGCCGAGGGCGGGCCGGAGCACGAGGUCAGCGUGGGGUGCUCCGGCGGCGGGGCGGAGGAGGAGCUGUGGGUCAGCGUCGACGGGAAGCGCGCCGUGCAGGCGCGCCAGCCGCGGCUCAACUUCAGAGGGAACCAGACCGUGUUCGUCGACGGCGACCCCGUGGACGUCAUGUGGGACCUGCACGGCUGGUGGUUCCGGAAGCCGCCGGUCGGAUGCGCCGUCGUCAUGCUCCGGGCACGCAGCGCGCUCGAGAGCCGCCUGUGGCUGGAGGAGGAGGAGGCCGCCGCCGCGCCGGGGUUCUCGCUCGUUGUCCAGGCCUUCAAGUCCCGCUUUGAUGACCUAUCAUCUGCCCACCGAUGAUGCAGCAGCCACCGACUACUCAACCACUCUAAAGACAAGGUUUGUGGAAUUUAGCAAACUAAGAUGAGAUUCUUUUCGUUUCUUUCAAGGGAUCAGUAUAAAGUUUACGAGCAACGACAUCAUGAACAUAACAGGUGAUAUGCCUUGCUGUGUAUGUGUGUGUGUUGGAUCCUUCUCCUAAAUUUCAUCUCCCGUUUUUAGUGAUGUAUGCAAAUGCAAGUACAUUUAACAAAGAAACAGCAAAACAGUUUACUGUGUAAAUGUGUAUAAGAUCCUUCUGUGUUGAAUGGCAAUCUUUCUUUAGAUC
Messenger RNA from Lolium rigidum, 1371 nucleotides. RefSeq lists its product as uncharacterized. The record is from RefSeq and is a predicted model, not a curated record. The transcript has a single exon. Lineage: Eukaryota; Viridiplantae; Streptophyta; Magnoliopsida; Poales; Poaceae. The coding region runs from base 93 to 1064 and encodes 323 amino acids.